This is a messenger RNA of Ananas comosus (pineapple), 1487 nucleotides long. RefSeq names its product peroxisomal (S)-2-hydroxy-acid oxidase GLO1-like. NCBI's taxonomy places the organism in Eukaryota, Viridiplantae, Streptophyta, Magnoliopsida, Poales, Bromeliaceae. The transcript is spliced from 12 exons. Bases 204 to 1307 code for a protein of 367 amino acids. The record is from RefSeq and is a predicted model, not a curated record. Gene Ontology annotation, cellular component: peroxisome. Gene Ontology annotation, molecular function: FMN binding; oxidoreductase activity.
CCUCCAAAAGCUGAUCCAAAACCAACUCUCUCUCUCUUUCCCCCCCUCUUUGUAAUAUAUAAAUACUUUUUUUUUUCCCUCUGUUUUUCAGUCCCAACCAUUACUACUCUAUUCCUUUUUCACUCCAUUCUCUCUACCUACUGCUCCUAGUAGCAAAGAGGAAAUUGGAAAUUUGGGUGGUGUGAUCAGGAACAGCCACCAAGAUGGAGAUUACCAAUGUCAUGGAGUAUGAGGCCAUUGCGAAGCAGAAGUUGCCGAAGAUGGUUUAUGAUUACUAUGCUUCCGGCGCAGAGGAUCAGUGGACUCUCCAGGAGAACAGAGAGGCUUUCUCGCGGAUACUCUUCCGCCCGCGCAUACUCAUCGACGUUUCCAAUAUCGACAUGACCACGACUGUUCUGGGGUUCAAGAUAUCGAUGCCGAUUAUGAUUGCCCCUACUGCCAUGCAGAAAAUGGCCCACCCAGAUGGAGAGUAUGCAACUGCAAGGGCAGCAUCUGCAGCUGGCACUAUCAUGACAUUGUCAUCAUGGGCUACUUCCAGUGUUGAAGAGGUUGCCUCGACAGGGCCCGGAAUCCGCUUCUUCCAACUUUACGUCUACAAAGACAGGAAUGUAGUUGCACAACUUGUUAGAAGAGCUGAAAAGGCUGGCUUCAAGGCGAUAGCCCUUACUGUGGAUACUCCGAGACUCGGCCGCAGAGAAGACGACAUAAAAAAUAGAUUCACUUUACCGCCAUUUCUGACUCUCAAGAACUUCGAGGGAUUGAACCUCGGAAAAAUGGACAAGGCUAAUGACUCUGGGCUGGCGUCGUAUGUUGCUGGACAAAUCGAUCGCUCAUUGAGCUGGAAGGAUGUUAAGUGGUUGCAGACAAUAACUUGUAUGCCGAUAUUCGUCAAAGGAGUUCUCACCGCAGAAGACGCAAGGUUGGCAGUACAAGCUGGCGCAGCCGGCAUCAUCGUGUCCAACCACGGAGCGCGCCAGCUCGACUAUGUUCCGGCUACUAUCACUGCUCUGGAAGAGGUUGUCAAAGCUGCACAGGGCCGUGUUCCGGUGUUUCUGGACGGAGGUGUUCGCCGUGGAACCGACGUCUUCAAAGCUCUAGCUUUGGGCGCAUCUGGUGUAUUUAUCGGAAGGCCCGUGUUGUUCUCUUUGGCUGCGGAGGGCGAGGCCGGAGUCAGGAAGGUUCUGCAGAUGCUGCGCGACGAGUUUGAGCUGACCAUGGCACUGAGUGGAUGCACCUCACUCAAAGAAAUCACCCGCAACCACAUCGUGACCCCCGCGGACAUGCACCGCGCCGUGUCGAGGUUAUAAAUCAUUCAGGGAUGAGAAGGAAUGCUCUGCACAUAACCACUGGUUGUGCAGAGAAUGUUGUAUCUCAUAUUGGGCUCUGAAAAUUCUACACACUCGAAAUAUUUCAAGUUUCCGUGGCAAACGACAUAUUAAUUAUACUUUUAUUGGCUAAUAUUAGUUUGUCUCAGCUCUCAAUGCUUA